Molecule: messenger RNA, 1544 nt
Organism: Amblyraja radiata (thorny skate)
Lineage: Eukaryota; Metazoa; Chordata; Chondrichthyes; Rajiformes; Rajidae
Product: leptin receptor overlapping transcript-like 1
Exons: 4
Coding region: 84-461 (125 amino acids)
Biological process (GO): negative regulation of growth hormone receptor signaling pathway; late endosome to vacuole transport via multivesicular body sorting pathway
Cellular component (GO): endosome
Source: RefSeq, a predicted model, not a curated record
AGCGCACUCCGGAUGUGGCGUCAGCCAGUGGGGGAGCGGCGGGGGUGAAGGGUCACCCGGAAGUGGAGUUUGUUGUUGUGGCCAUGGCGGGCAUCAAAGCGUUGAUCAGCCUGUCAUUUGGUGGAGCCAUUGGACUGAUGUUUCUGAUGCUUGGAUGUACCCUUCCGGAGUACAACAAAUACUGGCCACUAUUUGUUCUUUUCUUUUACAUUAUCUCUCCAAUUCCAUACUGCAUAGCAACAAGAGUAGUUGAUGACACUGAUGCAGCAAGCAGUGCUUGCAAAGAACUUGCCAUAUUUCUCACCACAGGCAUAGUCGUCUCAGCUUUCGGGCUGCCUAUAAUUUUUGCUCGAGCAACACUGAUUGCCAUACUUCAAGAAAAAGCAUUACUAAUCAACGCUGAGGACCAAUUGGAACGGGAAUCAAAGGCUGGCCUUGCCAGCAAAUGUCAUAUACCAUAAAUGAACAAAAAUAAAUUUGUUCAAUAUCUAUGGAUUGGAAUCAUCAAUACAAAAUCUGUCAUAUGUAUACCUGUUUCGAAUAACUUGUUUUUUGAAACCAGCUGCAAAAUGUUUUUGAAAUUUUUUUUUUCAAUUUGAGUAGUUCUUUAUGCAAAUAUGUUAACAGGUGGCAGAUGAAAUGCAGAAGUGAUCCUGCGAUGGUGAAACAUUCCUUGCUGUCCACAUUGACACUCACGUUGUUAAUCUGAACUUUUACUAAAUAUAUAUGCUGUUUGUUUCAUGUUAGUGAUACAGUAACAUGGCCUUCUCUUGUUCUAACUUUCCAUUCAGCUCCUCAACCUUCUCCCCAUUCAAAGUAAUCAUAGGCCUGAUCCUUUAUAGAAAACGAUAUUCCCGCUUGUAAUAUACUAUUGAUGCCUUUUAAAUCUGGAAAUGUAUCAAUUUCCUUGAAUACAAUCAGUGACUUGGCAUCCUCCACCUUCUGUGGUAGAGAAAUCCAAAGUUUCAUCUUGGACAUAUUUCAUCUGAGAACUAAAUAUAUUAUAUUAUCCUUAUUCUAGAUUCUUCUGCCAGAGGAAAAUAUACUCCCUUUAUCAGGCCUUUGGGCCCUGUUAGAAUUUUAUUUGUUUCCCUUCUAUACUUUGUUGAAUAUAGGCCUAUUUGAUGCAAUCUUUCCUUGUAUACCUGUCCUGCCAACCUAGGAUUCAGUCUGGUGAACUUCCAUUGCACUCUUUCUGUGUUAAGUAAAUCCUUUUGUAGUUCAAGGGAUCAAAAUUGCACUGCCAUUUUGUAUAAUUGUAGGAAGAAUGUUCCACCGAUCUGUGAAUAGUUAAAAGAUAAACAGAUUUUAAAUUGCAGAGGAAUAAAAGAGCGGAGAACAAAGGGGAAAAUCCUCAAUAGGGUGGAAAGUAGGAAAUUAAAUAAUAAAAGCAGUGAUGAGGCAGGGUGAAAGAAGUUAAAAAAAUGAAUGAAUAACAAAAAAAUAGUCUCCAUGUAGAAUAACUAGGAAAAGCAGAAUAAUUAUGCGAUAUAACCAGAGUGCAUUUCACAUUCCAGCAUUCCAUGUUUUUGAAAGAUUGUUAU